AUGUCCGACACUGAGGAAUUGGAUCAGGUCGAGGACGAGGAAGCCCAGGAGGAGGUAGUAGAAGUAGAAGUAGCCCCUGAGGCGGAGGCCCAGGUAGAAGCAGAGUCGGAUGUAGAGCCUGAACCAGAACCAGAGCCAGAGGAGGUGCAAGAAGACGCCUAUGAAGAGGAAGAGGACGAGGGAGAUCAAGAUGAGGAGAAGCCAAAGUUCAAACCCUCUGCUCCAAAGAUCCCUGAUGGUGAGAAAGUGGACUUUGAUGACAUGCAGAAGAAACGUCAAAACAAAGACCUGGUUGAGCUGCAGUCGCUGAUCGACGCUCACUUUGAGUGCAGGAAGAAGGAGGAGGAGGAACUCCUUGGGCUCAAAGACAGAAUUGAGAAGCGUCGCAAUGAGCGAGCCGAGCAGCAGAGGAUUCGCUCUGAGAAAGAUAAAGAGCGGCAGGCCAGACGAGAGGCAGAGCGGCAGAAAAGGGAGGAGGCAGACGCCAACAGGAAGGCGGACGAUGAAGCUAAGAAGAAGAACGUGCUGAGCAGCAUGGGAUCAGGCUACAGUAGCCACCUGCAGAAGAUUGACCAGAAGAGAGGCAAGAAGCAAACUGAAAGAGAAAAGAAGAAGAAGAUCAUGUCAGAGAGAUGCAAACCCCUGGACGUCAAUGAUUACAGUGACGACAAUCUGAGGGAAAAGGCAAAGGAGCUGUGGGAGUGGCUGCACAACCUGGAGGCGAUCAAAUACGACCACUGCGAGAAGCUCAAGAGACAGAGAUAUGAGGUGGUAUCUCUCAGAAACCGCAUCGAUGAGCUGCAGAAACACAGCAAGAAGGGAGCCGCCUCACGCCGCAGGAAGUGAGCGGCUGAUGAGCGACGAUCAGUCCGGACAGGAGGCGCCUCCCCUCGGCUACAUCAGAUGCUCAGACCCCGUAGACACCCGCAGCUCCGGAACAACUGGACCUCUUAGUGUCUGCUUGAGUUUUCUGGAUGAUUUUGCUUUACUGAAGAAAUUUUAAAAAUGUCAUCACUGUGUUUAUGUAAAAAAAAGAACAAGAUUCAAAUCAA
This is a messenger RNA of Cottoperca gobio, 1052 nucleotides long. RefSeq names its product troponin T, fast skeletal muscle-like. Gene Ontology annotation, cellular component: troponin complex. Gene Ontology annotation, molecular function: tropomyosin binding; troponin I binding; troponin C binding. NCBI's taxonomy places the organism in Eukaryota, Metazoa, Chordata, Actinopteri, Perciformes, Bovichtidae. The record is from RefSeq and is a predicted model, not a curated record. The coding region runs from base 1 to 846 and encodes 281 amino acids. The transcript has 15 exons. Gene Ontology annotation, biological process: regulation of muscle contraction; sarcomere organization; muscle contraction.